Molecule: messenger RNA, 4395 nt
Organism: Penaeus chinensis
Lineage: Eukaryota; Metazoa; Arthropoda; Malacostraca; Decapoda; Penaeidae
Exons: 6
Coding region: 154-2268 (704 amino acids)
Source: RefSeq, a predicted model, not a curated record
GACUCGAUCGAAAUUUGAGCGUCAAAACAAACAUCCUACGUGGCACAGUGUUUCUCCUUUUGUCGUCUGUGUUCUGUUUUAGGUCUAAAAGCUUUUGUGGAAUAAUUACAAGUUAGCAAGAAAAGGAACUUCUAAAUCCGUCACGUUUUACAGAUGUUUGGGGUUCAAUUAAAAUUAUUGGCAGUUUUAAUGGUGAUUCUUAUUCUACAAGAACCAAAUGUCUUUCAAAGCUGCGAGGCGAGCGACACAUCUCUGCGCGAUUUGCGUGGAAACAGGGGCACGUGGUGGAGGAGGCGGUGUUCGGACGGCGGCGACGGCUACGACGACGAUGACGAUGACGAAGACGACUCGCCUGGAGGGAGGGGGAGGCGAAGGGGAGCAGGAGGAGGAGGAGGAGGAGGAGGCGGCGGCGGCGAUGACGACCCACUGACCGAGGAAAGGUGGAAGGUCCAGGGAGCGGGGCCGAGGAACCUUUCCGACACCAGCGAGUCCUACAGGAGCGGCUCCGCCACGCGACCUCAGCGCCGCCAGGACUUCACUCCGCCACCAUUGCUAGCAAACGUCCUUCUCUCCUCGUUCUCCUCCCUUCAGCGCCACCAUUCUUCGACGUCGCCCCUGUCCCCGCCGUCGUUGUCUUCGUCGUCACCAUCCUCUGCGACAGGAGGUCUCGCCUCCACGCCCAGAAGUUGGGGACUUCUGGUUGAGGUUGAGCAAACAUCUUUUCCUCUCACUUGGAGGGCCUCGGGCAUCGUGUCCGCGACUCCACCCCUUUGCCAGAGGAGCCCAGUCAUCUCUCCUCGUUCUCUUUCGUCCUCGAGCUCGUUUGUUAUCGGAGGAACGCCCUUGGUCGCCGACGACGCCAAACGAGAGGCCCCGUCUGCGCCCAUAUACCGCACGCUGGAACCCGAGCACUUCUUUUACAUGACGAAUCCGCCCUCCUCGGCAGGACUCGUUAGCCACAACGAAGGGCGACUCGACGACGCUGGGGCAAAUGGGCAUUUGGUUCUCACGUCCUCCAAGCGAAUCCUCGACGAAGGAAGGGGAAGGGUAUCGCAGAAGAACCUCAGGGCAUCGCACUCAUCUCCAGACACCAGCAUCCUUUAUCCCAAGACGCGGUCGAGCGUGCCGUCGCUGAGUGGAGUGCAGCACCAACAACCCAGCUCGCGAAAGAGGUCCUCUAAUGCCCUCCAGGGGACACCUUCAUCCCACGCAUCGCUCACCACCUUUCCAGGAUUAGCCUUCCAAAAUCUGUCCUCUUCCUCUUCCUCUUCCUCCCACCUCUUUCCCUCAAGUGUUUUUGUUCCAAAGACUGUUGUUGUUCCUUCCCACAUGGUUUCUCGAGGUGUCGAUUUUCCGCCGAAGACGAAAGGUCGGACCAGUGCAAGCAGGGCUCGGGCACAUAAUGCAGUCUCACUCAUCGCCCCCUCAACCCCCCUCCUCAGAGAAUACUCCUUCGGCUCAGUCAUUCAAAGCCAUAGUAUAAUUCACGGAGCACUUGAAGGUUCUUCUCCUCAUGUGCCUCAAGUAAAGGUUACAGAAGAUUAUCCAAAGUCCAGGUGGUUCCCUUACCACAAGGAGAGGCUGGAUAAGGGCAGAGAACAUUAUGUGAAGUUGGCAGAGAGAGACAGCAGUCUGGGUCAUCUUGAACUUCAUGAUGUCUCGAGUUCCUAUAGUUCCUUUGAAGAUGUCACUGCAUUUAAAACUCAUGAAAUUAGUACAGGCACAAGUGAACUUCUUGAUGGAGGACGUGAGAUCCCAUGUCGAGGCUGUGCCACCCUGGGACUCAGAGCAGAUGAUACGACCACAAACCCCAUUACCAUAGUCCUCACCUCGUCACACCUCGCAUUCCCAGAACCCCAAACCAGAAGCACCAUCCACUUGGCAGAUUUCCCCACUGAGGAUAGCAAUACUUCCAACACUACCAGCUCUUUGGGGGGAAACAGCACCUCUGAAAUCCCUAUAACAGUCCCCCCCUUAGACGUCCCAGAGCCUAGCACAAAAUUCUCCUCCAUUGGCCACGUAAGGUCAUGCAUCAUUGAGACGAGGGUGAGUGUCCAUCGCCACGAUAUACACACUCAUCAGCAGAUUUGGAGCAGUGCUUCACCCGAAUGGUUCCCUGAGCCACAGACCAUCAUGAGGCACCGGGCAGAGGAAGCAGUGUCUAGUAAGGACCUGGUUCAGGCUCUCACUCUCGAGAGUAGCCUCAGGAGCUAUCCAGAUGUCACAUUUUGGACUCACGAAAUGAUCACGCCCAUGACGACAGUCUAAGCUCAAUGUGAGAGGGUGUUAUUUUCUCUCUCUCUCAUUUUUUUUAAUGGUCUGAAGAAUUAUAUGGUCAUCUGUACACAUAUUUCUCUAUAUAUUUUUUUAAUGAGUGAUUCACACUUACACAGGUAACUGAUUGCCAGUGCUUUCAUCCACGCACAGAGCAGUGCCAUUCCUUUCCACUUGCACAUAUAAUCUCAUGUUCUGUUGUAAGUUCAUGCAUUCCAUGAUUUUUUAUACUGUUUUACACAAAUAAUUAUUAUUGUUAUUAAUCUCACAUAUAAUGAGUCAAUAGUAUAUUUGAUCACUUAUGCAAUACAUCACUUUUAUUGUUCAUAUCAUAAACAUAAUCAAUGGCUAUUCAUUUUUCACCUUCACAUUUACACAUUCAUCUAGAGGUCAGUCAACACCAUCAGUGGGCAUGAUAGGGGGGCACAGGGGCAAAUACCUGCAAAGGUGAGAAAACAAUGGUUCGUAGUUUGACCACCUGUGAACAUUGAGUGUGUUUUUCCUCUCCAAUCACAUUUUCCAUCUCAAAGUUGCCUCUUCUACCUCAUCCUCAUUACCUCAGUUCAAAGGUCUGCUAUCUACUCAGGUCACUGACCAUGGCUUUCACUUUUCUACCUCCAAAUCCUUCUCCAUUCUUUUUUUCUCGCUCACGUGUAAGUGCCCAACCUCCACUUUCUGUAUUUGAUGAUCUCUUUCAGUCCUGUCUCCCUGGAAAGUUUCUUGGUGUCAUUUUUGACUCCAAGCUGUCCUGGUGGGAUCAUAUCCUUUCCAUUAAAGAAGAAGCCCAUCAUCACCUUAGACUCUUGCAGACUCUCCAUAUGUUUUGGGGUUCAGACUGCAAAUUUCUCCUCCAUUUUCAUGUUAUCCUGAUCCUCUCCACUCUUGAUUAUAACUGCCAUAUCUAUUCUUCUGCCUCCAUUUCACUUCUUGCUCAUCUUGAUACAGUCCACCAAUGAGGUCAUGCUUAUCCCUAGGCCUCUUCUGCUCUUCCCCAGUUGAGAGCCUGUAUGAUGAGUAAAGCCUGUUAUCCGUCUCUCAAUGCCAUGCUCUUCUCUGAGCUCAUUCCACCAAUUUUCUCUCCAAACUGCCCCAUAAUCCGUUCUUCCUACCUUUGCCUACACCUUUCUCAGUUCACAUGGUUGCUCUCCUUUCCCAUUCACCCUUUCCUCAUCUCCAACCCUUCCUUUUCCUGACCAUUCAUUCCUUCCUUGGCUCCUCCAGUUUAUCUAAUCUUCCUUAACCCCCUUUCCCAUUUACUAAUCCCAUUUGAUUGCCCUCUUUAUCCAUUUCACUACUAUAUUUUAUUGUCGUGCUUUUAUGUCUAGCUUGUUUCUUUGUUUGAACCAUUGACUGCCUUCAACAUCAUCUCUGCCCAUGCCCGUCGAUCAUAUCCAUUUGUGUGGACAGUCCUUAUAUAUAUCUUUGUUUGAGCAGUUUGAGCAGCAAGUAAAUAGCAAGUUGUAUGAACAAGAUUAUCAUGUGUGCGUGAAACAUUAAUAGUUUUUUAAUGCAGAUCUUUAUUUAUGGUAAUGUUACUUAAUGUUUGUUGAACAAUAAGCCACCCAGAUUUCAGAAGUUUAAAUGUAAAAAAAUAACUUCAGUUACUGUAGAAUUUCCUUACAUCUCGACUUGGCACUCCAUUUUUAUCCACUUGUUAAACGGCCAGAAGAUAAUGAAACAAAAUUCAGGUUUAAAAAAAAAAAAAUACUUGACCGUUCUUAGAAUGCUAUAGCAAAUAAUGGCCACAUUAUUCUCCCUGUUCUUCUGUUCUUUUAUUUAUUAUUCCCAUUAUCGUAUCUUUGAUAUAUUGUUAAAGUGAAGGUGUACCAUACAUGAUGAAUGAUGACAGGUUGACAGUUUGGUGGCAAUAAUCAUGAUGUUAUUCAGCCUAUCCACAUCAACCUCUGAAGAGUGCAUCUCAGUUAAAAUAAAAAGAGUAAAAAGUGUGUUUGUUCUGUUCUUAGAAAGUUGUCAUUCCACGUACCACCAGAAUGUUUUCUAUUUUUGCCAGUAUGUACGUAUGUUUGUACUGUCAUUCUCCAGAUUUGUCUUUGCAUUUACUGUAUGAAGCUGCAGUUUGGCUUAAAUAAAACGGGUUGUGAAUACUCACAUUGAAGAGUA